UUUUAAUUAAAUUUUUUCCUGACAUUACAUUCCUUAAACCCCACUUUCUCUCAACAUUAAUUUCUUUGCCGGGCACAAACAUUUUCUAACAUGGCAGCAGUGAACUCUUGGUCCUUGCUCAGCCGCCUGAAGAGGGCUGUGAAGAAGGUGAAGAUCCUACUCAAUCUCGAUAUCAACCGAUGGCGUUUGGUGGCUUCGCUGAUGAGUGCUUCUCCCUCGUCGAGGGCGACCAGUUCCCGUCGCCUUAGCUUCAAUGAAAGACCAGGCUUAAGGGCUUGUGUGAAUGAUACAGAAUCAGAAGAUUAUCAUUAUUAUUCCAUAACUUCUUCUUCUUCUUCUCCGGCCUUGGAGCUACGUAGAACCAGCAGCAGCUGCCUGUCGGAGGAUGAUAUCGAUAACAGGGCUGAAUUGUUCAUUCAGAAUUUUCGCCGCCAGCUUCAGAUUGAGAGACAGAUUUCCUUGGAGCUUAAGUAUAAUAACAGUCAAGGAAAUAACGGUAAUAAUAAUAGCUUCAAAUUGAUCUCUCCUUGAUUAAUUCCCAUUGAAGUUAGCAUGCGGUGAUGGAGCCUGUCUUUUUUAUUAGUGGGUUUUCUAUUGCCAAUUUUGUAAUUACAAAGGUUUUCUUUUUCAAGCUUUCUUAUUUGCAUUUUCCAAACCCUUUUUCAGUCAUCAAAUUAAGGGGGUAAUUGGAUUUGUACAGUGGGAUGUGGGAUUUUAUUUUUUUCGGGUGUCAUUACAAUUGGAUUGUGCGAUUGUUUCCAUAAUGUAGCUCAUUUUUAAGAUAGUUGAUUGCUUUAUUCUUUGAUA
Messenger RNA from Ricinus communis (castor bean), 807 nucleotides. RefSeq lists its product as uncharacterized. The coding region runs from base 91 to 531 and encodes 146 amino acids. Lineage: Eukaryota; Viridiplantae; Streptophyta; Magnoliopsida; Malpighiales; Euphorbiaceae. The record is from RefSeq and is a predicted model, not a curated record. The transcript has a single exon.